Molecule: messenger RNA, 1236 nt
Organism: Acaromyces ingoldii
Lineage: Eukaryota; Fungi; Basidiomycota; Exobasidiomycetes; Exobasidiales; Cryptobasidiaceae
Product: DUF1212-domain-containing protein
Exons: 4
Coding region: 1-1236 (411 amino acids)
Biological process (GO): transmembrane transport
Molecular function (GO): transmembrane transporter activity
Source: RefSeq, a predicted model, not a curated record
AUGCUCUUUGGUGCACCGUCGCAUCGAAUCGAAUCGCAGCUCAAUGCCACGGCAACCGUGCUCGAAGUCGAUGCUCAGUUCAUUCACUUCCCAGGCAUCGUCAUUGCCUCUUUCGGCGACUUUGAUUCGCACACGUCCGAAACACACUUCGUCAAGUCCAAGACAGAUCUGGCCUUGGGGUCUUUACACCGCGUCCAUCACGUCUACAAAAAGGUCGUCCACGACGAGAUGGGCGUCGAAGAGGGUGCAGAGGAGCUUACGACCAUUCUGCACGCCAAGCCCGUAUGGUCUGUCUCGAGUCGUGUCCUCUUCAGCUUCAUCAAAUGCUUUAUCAUGGCACCACUCUCCUUCGGAGGAAGCAUCGUUGAUGCGUGCAUCGCGGGUGUCUUUGGAGGCUUCCUUACGUUCCUUCAGCUUCACGUCGCCGGCAAGAACCAAAUGUAUUCGAACGUCUUUGAGAUCAGCAUGGCCAUCAUCAUUUCGUUUGUUUCCAGGGGUCUCAGCUCGACGGGUGUCUUCUGCUACCAAGCCAUUGCAAGCUCUGGCGUCAUUCUCGUCCUUCCUGGAUACGUCGUCUUGUGCGGCUCUCUGGAGCUGGCGAGCAAGAAUAUGAUUGCGGGAUCAGUCCGAAUGGUCUACGCCAUCAUCUACAGUCUAUUCCUCGGCUUCGGCAUCGCCAUCGGCUCGGACGUAUACUUCCUCCUAGACCCUGGUGCGCGCAAGACGAUGCACGUACCCCUUCAAACCAGCAGCCAGCAGCCAUUGACGCCCUGGCUCAACUUCCUCUUUGUCCCCGUCUUCGCCACACUUGCCUGUUUCAAUCUCUUGCAGCCUCUUCGUUCGCGCGAGGUGCCCGUCGCCGUCUUUAUCGCUUGUGUCGGAUGGGUCAUCAAUCGCGUCACCAAGACAUUCAUCUUUGACCGGUCUGACGUCGUCAGUGCCAUUGGCUCUUUCGCUAUCGGCCUGCUGGGAAACCUCUACAGCCGCAUUUUCAAAGGAACGGCAUUCACAGCAAUGACGCCCGCCGUCCUCUUUCUCGUACCAAGCGGCAUGGCCAUGGCGGGAGGUCUCGCCAUGACGUACAAGGGCUCCGAUGGAGACCUCUACUCUAAUGGCCUCUCGAUCGGCCUGCGCAUGAUACAAGUCUCGAUCGGCAUCACGACUGGCCUUUUUGCAUCGUGCCUUGUCGUCUAUGCCUUCGGUCGCAAGAAGGGCGCUGCACUCUUUGCAUUCUAG